AUGCACCGCCAGGCAACGCUUGGAGAUGUCGACUUUAUCACUGGAGACUAUCUCGCGGAGGUCAACCUGGCCAACAACGCGGGAGCCUGGCGAGCCGGGAAGCACCCUGGCUACGAAGAGACAGCAUGGGAGGGCAUUCAGCAGACUAUCGAUGUCAUUGCGGAUAAGGGUAUCAAGGUCCUCAUCAACGGAGGCGCCCUAGACCCAAAGGCCCUCGCGUUGAAGGUCCAAGGACUAGUCCAAGAAAAGAACCUCUCCCUCCGCAUUGCCUACCUCUCCGGCGACGACCUGUACCCCCGUUUUGGCCCUAACAUGCCUACAACAAAAGACCAACUCACUCACUUCGACUCCGCCAACCCCUCUGCCGCCCCAACAUCCCUAACAUACGCCUUUCUUCGCGGAAGCCCAGAUGGCAACCCAAUCCCCAUGGUCUCCGCACACGCCUACCUCGGCGCACGGGGAAUCGUUCACGGUCUUCGCGCGGGAGCAGACAUCAUCAUCUGCGGACGCGUUGCGGACGCCAGCCCUGCCAUCGCAGCAGCUUGGUACUGGCACGACUGGGACGAGGCGGACUAUGAUAGACUCGCCGGGGCGCUAGUUGCGGGACACUUGAUUGAGUGCUCGGCGUAUGUCACCGGUGGAAACUUCUCGGGGUUUGAUCGAUAUGAUAUUGAGGACUUGGUAGAGCCCGGGUUUCCGAUUGCGGAGAUUGACAGCGAUGGGACAUGUGUCGUUACCAAGCAUCCGGGGACGAAGGGAAUGGUUACGACGGACACGGUGCGGUGUCAGUUUUUGUAUGAGCUGCAGGGGACGGUAUACCUGAAUAGUGAUGUCAAUGCGUAUAUUGGAGGGGUGGUUGUUGAAGAUGUGGGCAAGGAUCGGGUCCGCGUCUCCGGUAUCAAAGGCUCCCCACCACCCCCAACAACCAAACUCGCCGUCUUCUACACAGGCGGCUACGAGGCCGAGAUUCUCCUCAAUGCAACCGGGUACGGCACGGCACAGAAGUGGGAUCUCGUCGAGAAGCAGAUCCGUCAUUUCUUGCCCAAGCCUGCGCUUGAACAGCUGGAGACCCUUGAAUUUCAGCGAAUUGGAACGCCGGCCCCGGAUGCAAGAAACCAAACAGCGAGCACAACAUACCUCCGCAUCUUUAUCGCCUCGCAGAAUCCGCAGGCAGUUGCGGCGGUUGGGUUGACGUUGAGGAGUAUCGCGUUGAAGCAUUUCUCUGGCUUCCACAGCACCCUCGACACACGUACCGCGGUCCCCCGCCCCUUCCUCGCUUACUACCCAGCCAUAAUUCCUCAAUCCUCUUUACAAGAAACCAUAACCCUCCUCAACACCAACGGCUCAAGUACGGUCCUCGAAACAGGCCAUCCUCCCCGCUACUCCGCGCUCGAGAAACGAGAAAGCUACGACCCUUGCCCAUCCAAACACGCCUCCCAACCACAACCACUCGAAGAAACGCAACCCAUCCGCCUCGGCGAUAUAACCCUCGUCCGCUCCGGCGACAAAGGCGGAAACCUCAACGUCGGCUUCUUCAUCCCGGACAUCGAACUCGUCUACCAUGUAAAGGACAAAGACGCGGCGUACCAGUGGCUACGCGGCUACCUGAGUAUCUCGCGCAUGAAGGCUCUUCUUGGCGAUGACUGGAGGGAAGAUGAGUACUUUAUAGAGCGUGUGGAGUUUCCACACAUUCGCGCGGUGCAUUUUGUCGUUUAUGGGAUCCUUGGGAGGGGGGUUAGUAGUUCGUCGAGGCUGGAUGGGUUUGGAAAGGGGGUUGCGGAUUGGCUUAGAGAUCGAGUUGUGCAUGUUCCUAUGGGGCUCUAUGGGGCUGCUUGAGGAGUCUUGAUCUUUUGACCUCAGCAUAGUGUGAGUGUAUAGUUAUUAUGACUUUAUAUAACAAACAAUAUUGACGAAUACAUACAUAAUACAUGGCCUUCAAAAGUCGAAGUGUAGAACGUGUAUAGCUGACUAUUCACCAAGUAACGGAAGACAAUCGAGCAUACUCUGGAACGUAUCCUCCACCCGCGUCCCUGGUCCAGGCACCUGUUUGGCAUGGCUCCCAUCCCAACUAUCACUCCGGAAUCCGUCCGAAUACCCAGCUCCACCCUCCCCACCAAUCUCAGAUCCAGACCCAGAUCCCUCAGCCGACGGCGUAUCAGUCUCAACUUCGCCCUUCCUUUCAUUCCCCACAAAAUCCAACUCGGCUUCCCCAAAAUACACCCAUAGGAAGUCGUCCAUUGAGCCCUUGUACACCAAGCUCUCGUCCGCGGCAUCACGCUUCGAGUCCUCCGUCGAAUCCGAGGAGACGGUUCCAUGCGGUGAUGCUGCGCAAGCAGUAUGAGCAGAGACACGAGCCGGGGCAGGAGCGAGAGCGCGGUGCUUCGAGACCGACAUAGAAGGAAAAGAGAAUGGAGACAAUGACAAGGAGUCGGAGUCGGGAGGGAGCGGUGUACGAACGCUGGGCGGCGGAUAAAUGAAGCCCUCGCCCGGUGCGGCACGGAGCGAGAAGAAUUCGUCUACAUAGCGAAGUAGUCGGAGGUAUUCUGUUAAGCGGAGCUGAAAAAGGCUGGGGAGGUGGUUUGGUGUGGUGGUGGUGUAUUGGUAGCCGGUGUUCUCUGUGAGCUGGGUAUUUGAUGCUGCGCCGGUGGCAGAAGGGACGAGACUUGUACUUGAUGAAGGUAAGGCGGAAGAGUUGUUUUGGGAAUGACAGAGUUCCAUCGCUUGCCACGACACAGCUAGGAUCAGGGUCAUAUAGUACUGGCUGCGGAAACAGCGGAAGACCUCGACGAAGAAGACGAGCAUGACCUCGUGGAGCUGCUUGUCUUCUUCUGUGGUGGAGAGUUGGGAUUGAAUGCUUAGCAGUAUUUGCGGAAACAGGGUGUAUGCGACGCUGUG
Molecule: messenger RNA, 2895 nt
Organism: Aspergillus calidoustus
Lineage: Eukaryota; Fungi; Ascomycota; Eurotiomycetes; Eurotiales; Aspergillaceae
Source: the annotation of a GenBank genome assembly